GCCAAGGCACAGAGUCACAGCGAGAAGCUGCAAACAGCAGCUACACGGUGAGACAGGGAAUAGCUCAGGAAGUAACAACGUAACGACAUUUACCCUCAGGUGGAGAGUUCAGACAGCCUCAGUGUUCCCAGAGUACGGGGGAGUUCAGAGUCCUGGAACAAGGAGUUACAGGGAGUUGGGCUGAGAGUCCAGUGUGAACCCGCCCUGCAUCAUGGAGGACAGUGCACGGCCAGUGAGUGACCAGGAGGAAAUUCUGAGCAACAACAAUGGCCAUCACCGCCACACAGACCAAACCUACCUGGACGAGAAGAUCGCCAUUCCUCAUGCAGGAUCGGCAGGGUUCAGUUUCAGGAAAUUGUGGAUGUUCACGGGGCCCGGCUUUCUGAUGAGUAUUGCAUACCUGGACCCGGGAAACAUUGAGUCUGACCUUCAGUCUGGGGCAGCAGCAGGUUUUAAGCUGCUCUGGGUCCUCCUCUUAUCCACGUUCCUUGGCCUACUCCUGCAGAGACUUGCAGCUCGGCUUGGGGUGGUGACUGGACUGCACCUUGCUGAAGUCUGUCACAUUUACUAUCCAAAGUAUCCUCGCUGUAUCCUGUGGGUCAUGAUUGAGAUUGCUAUCAUCGGGUCUGACAUGCAGGAGGUCAUUGGCACAGCUAUUGCCAUCAAUCUACUGUCCAAUCAAAGGAUUCCUAUUUGGGGAGGAGUCAUUAUAACUAUAGUGGACACCUUCUCAUUCCUGUUCAUUGACAAAUACGGUCUCCGGAAGUUGGAAGCUUUUUUUGCUCUCCUGAUUGCGAUUAUGGCACUAACAUUUGGAUAUGAGUAUGUGGUGGUUAAACCCGAUCAGGGGGAAGUGGUGAAGGGUCUAUUCUAUCCGUACUGUGCUGGAUGUGGCAGAACUGAACUCCUUCAGGCUGUGGGGAUCGUUGGGGCAAUCAUCAUGCCCCAUAAUAUCUACCUCCACUCAGCUCUCGUCAAGAGCAGACAAGUUGACCGAAGCAGACCAUCAGAGUUGAAGGAGGCGAACAUGUACUACCUGAUCGAGUGCUCCAUUGCCCUGUUUAUAUCACUGCUCAUCAAUAUAUUUGUUAUUGCUGUGUUUGGAGCUGCCUUCUACCAGAAGAACAAUAUGGAUGUGUAUGACGUCUGUGCCAAGAGUGGAAGUCCCUACCUCCAUGUGCUGCCAAGGGACAACAACACCUUGAAUGUGGAUAUCUUCAAAGGGGGAGUUGUCCUCGGAUGUUAUUUUGGAUCACCUGCACUCUAUAUCUGGGCCGUUGGGAUUCUAGCUGCAGGUCAAAGUUCAACAAUGACAGGGACCUACUCUGGACAGUUUGUGAUGGAGGGCUUUCUCAACCUGUCUUGGAGCCGGUUUAAGCGAGUGACUCUAACGCGAUCGCUGGCGAUCGUUCCUACGUUGCUUGUAGCAGUGUUUCAGGACAUGUCCAGUCUGUCUACCAUGAACGAUAUUCUCAACGUCUUGCAGAGUAUUCUGCUCCCAUUUGCUCUCAUCCCAAUCCUGACCUUCACCAGCCUCAGGUCAUUAAUGCAACAGUUCACCAAUGGAGUGGUUUGUAAGAUAAUUGGUGCAUUAAUCACCCUUCUGAUCCUGAUUAUCAAUGCUUACUUUGUGGUGGAUUAUAUUGAGCACUUGGACAGAGUGUGGCUCUACGUUGUCAUUGGGGUGAUUCUGCUCUUCUACGUCAUCUUUGUGUUUUAUUUGGUGUGGCUGAGUUGUGCUGUGGCUGGAAUAACCUGUCUGAACAUCGGGCAACAGAAACGGUUCACCCAUGAGAUACUUCACAACUGACCCCCACCAGAGCUUCCUGACCUGUCCUCAACUUGGCCAUGAGUCAAUGAAGCACGACAGAAACAUCAUCACUGAAACCUCUAAAGCACGGCUGCUGCACCUUCUCCUUUCACUUUAUAUCCAACGUCCAAACAAAUUCCACAUCCUGUCUCCUUCCUGAGACAGCUACAUCCAAUGGGGGUUAGCUUCUCAUUCUCAGAUUAACUGCGAUUCAUCUUCUGUCAGAUUUCUCCAUCCCUGGCCCCUAUUCUGCAGGCCCCUGCCUGGCCCCUGCCCCUACUCUCUCCCCCAACAGGAGGUGCUUGAGGAGCUCUGCAUCUGUCUGUCUCUGCAAACCUUCAGUCACACAAGUCUAACCAGCACCAACUUCUUCCUCAGGCUAAAUCCAGACAAGAGUCAGAAUAAAAGGAUCAGUCCAGAAGAAAGCAACUAAGACUCCAAUAAUUGUGAGGCAGAGAGUGGGAUAUGGGUGAGUGGGAUAUGGGUGACUCAAUGACAGUGGGAUAUGGGUGAGGUAGGGUGAGUGGUCACUCAAUGACAGUGGGAUAUGGGUGAGGCAGGUAAAUGGGUGAGGCAGAAGAGUGAGGUAUGGGUGAGAAAGGGAGGGUAGCAGUAGGUGAGGUGGGGGUGAGCUGCCUUCUUGAACCACUGCAGUCCAUGUGCUGUGGGUAGACCCACCAUGACCUUAGGGAGGGAAUUCCCAGACUCUGACCAAUGGAGAGAGCAGGACAGAGGAUUGAAUGGCCUCCCCCUGCCCUAUCGCUGUGCUGAGCUGACUGGCAGGUUGCGCCCUGAUACCUGUGUCCAUAAUCAAAGAUUUUUUUCUCUUGCGCUUGCACUGAACUUCCUUCCUGCAGUUCAGGAUGACGCACAUCCCAGACAAACACUGGACCAGCUGCUAGUAAAUGCAGCUCCACACACUGUACCAUUUCACCAAACACAACUUAUGUCUCUCUCACACAGCCAAGUGGUGCUUGAACAACACACAAGUCAAGCAGAAAUGUGCAAACCUAAGUGAUAGAAAAGCAGCACUAACCAAACACACCAAAUCUCAUGUAUUUACAGAUUGUUACUGUAUUUGCAAUAUCACUUUUAAAGCAAUAAAAUAUC
Molecule: messenger RNA, 2920 nt
Organism: Hemiscyllium ocellatum (epaulette shark)
Lineage: Eukaryota; Metazoa; Chordata; Chondrichthyes; Orectolobiformes; Hemiscylliidae
Product: natural resistance-associated macrophage protein 2-like
Exons: 17
Coding region: 212-1810 (532 amino acids)
Biological process (GO): metal ion transport
Cellular component (GO): plasma membrane
Molecular function (GO): manganese ion transmembrane transporter activity; cadmium ion transmembrane transporter activity; iron ion transmembrane transporter activity
Source: RefSeq, a predicted model, not a curated record